Molecule: messenger RNA, 1273 nt
Organism: Triticum aestivum (bread wheat)
Lineage: Eukaryota; Viridiplantae; Streptophyta; Magnoliopsida; Poales; Poaceae
Product: probable 2-oxoglutarate-dependent dioxygenase AOP1
Exons: 3
Coding region: 113-1078 (321 amino acids)
Source: RefSeq, a predicted model, not a curated record
CGGCGACGUGCGUUGAGCUCCACUCGAUCCAUCGUCACCAACCCCAUCGCAGUCAGUCAGACUCUCAGCCGAGCUGCCCAGCUGAGAUCGACGAGAGGCGGCGAGGAGCACGAUGGGCACGGAGGCGGGGGAGCUGCCGAGGAUCGACUUCUCCGGCGUGGACACGUCGGCGCCGGGGACAGGGCGGUGGGACGCGGUGAGCGCGGAGGUGAUGGACGCGCUGGCCACCUUCGGCUGCUUCGACGCGCACUACCCGGCGCUCGCCCCGGCGCAGCGCGCCGCGCUCUUCGACGGCGCCGUUCGCCCGCUCUUCGCGCUGCCCGCCGACGCCAAGCGCCGCAACCACUACGGGCCCAGCAAGCCCUUGCACGGCUACCUCGGGGGCCUCCCGGGCCUCCACGCCUACGAGAGCCUCGCCGUCGUCGACGGGCCCGAGCCGGGCGCCGUCCAGGCUUUUGCCGACCUCAUGUUUCCCGCCGCCGACAACGCCGCCUUCUGCGAGAUCGUGCACGGCGCGGCGGCGCGGAUGGCGGAGCUGGAGUGGGCGGUGCGGAGGAUGGUCAGGGAGGGGCUCGGGGUGGCAGUCGACGAGGCCGAGGCCCAGAGCGCGCUCUGGCACCUUUUCCGGAUGUCGGAGUACGGGGCGCCCACCGCCGACGAGAGGGCGACGGAGGUGCGGUUCCGGUCCCACCAGGACACCAACUGGCUGAGCGUCGUGUGCCAGCACGAGGUCGAGGGGCUGGAGAUGCAGGCCAGGGACGGCCGGUGGGUCCUCGUCCGGCCGUCGCCGGCGUCGCUCGUCGUCAUGGCCGGCAACGCUCUCCGGGCGUGGUCCAACGACCGUGUGCACGCGCCGUUCCACCGGAUAAGCGUGGGCGGGGACGCGACGAGGUACUCGGCCAUCCUCUUCUCCGUCCCCGGCGGGCCGACGAUCCGGGCGCCCGACGAGCUCGUGGACGAGGCCGGCGGCCACCCUCGCCGCUUCAGGGACUACGACUACGACGAGUUCGUUCGCUUCUGCGUCUCCGAGGAGGGUGCUCGCCAUGAGGACAAGCUCAAGGCCUACUGCGGAGUGUAGGUGCAUGCAGGAGAGUAGGAGUGGGGGGACGGCCUGGGCAGCUACACCAUCGAGUCUGGCCCAAGUCCACCGCGGAAAUAAAAAUCUUGAUCUGCAAUUCGUGUUUUGGUAUGCUUAUUAGUAGUAGCAUUUUUCUUACUCUGUUCCCACAUUUUACUAUAUUCUUCUCGAUGUUUUCGGAUUGUUUUUCUUUUA